This is a messenger RNA of Oncorhynchus mykiss (rainbow trout), 4628 nucleotides long. It is a transcript of the gene primpol, whose product is annotated as primase and polymerase (DNA-directed). Lineage: Eukaryota; Metazoa; Chordata; Actinopteri; Salmoniformes; Salmonidae. Gene Ontology annotation, biological process: mitochondrial DNA replication; error-prone translesion synthesis; response to UV. Gene Ontology annotation, molecular function: DNA-directed DNA polymerase activity; chromatin binding. The record is from RefSeq and is a predicted model, not a curated record. Gene Ontology annotation, cellular component: mitochondrial matrix; nucleus.
UAGCAAACGUUAAGCAGGUUUGACAUAUUAUUUAUUAUACAUUUUAGUAUUACUAGCAUUAACAACAUUACAUAUUAAACUCAACUCCGGCUAAAUGUGCAGUGUGUAUGGCUAGUCUGAUUUAAUCAGGCUGUAUACACAUUUAAUUGGUACCAAUUCAUACACAAUCGAAUGCUUGCAAACAAAUGUAUGAAUGUAGCUAAAACAAUCUUGUCAUUCUCACGGGCUGUCAGAGAUGGAGCUAUUAAAUGACUGUGGUGGCAGCCAGCAUCACAUAGAAGAUGAAUAAGGGUGAUUGGGAAAACAGAUUGAAGAAGGUGGAACAACUAGCUCAGUCCUUCCAGCAGUGUCCUUUGACCUCAUGCUACAAACCUAGGCUGUCCCGGCCAUGGCAGCCAUCCUCCAUAUGGAAGCUCUUCCCUCGUCAAUGUAUGGCUAUCAACUUUGCACAGAGUUGCAGUGAGGACGUACACGUGUUUGCACUUGAGAAGGAACAGGCAAAGAUGGGUCAGAGGAUCUUCCUGGUCACCAGUUACAGUGAGCUAUGGCAUUACUACAGUACCUACAGGCAAUCUCUGAUGCAUUGCUAUGAGGUGAUCCCAGAGGGGGCAGUUUGCAAGCUAUAUUUUGACUUGGAGUUCCACAGGCCCUCCAAUAAGGGCUUUGAUGGGAAGUGCAUGGUGGCCUCCCUCAUCCAGUAUGUGUGUGAGAAGUUGGAGGAGGUGUAUGGGAUUGAGUGCUCUGGGAAAGAUGUUCUGAACCUUGACUCCAGCACAGAGGAAAAAUUCAGUCGCCAUCUCAUCUUCAUUUUACCAAAUGCAGCUUUUAAGGAUAACCUACAUGUCGGGCAAUUUAUCCAUUUGAUUCUGCAACCAGUGCUGAGCGUGAAUAGGAGGGGAAGUGAACUUGAGAAUGACAUGGGUGGAGUCACAGAGGACAGUGGCAAAAGGGGGCUGAUUGGAAGUCCACAGGCCAAGAGGCCCAGACAGGAAGAGAGGGACCUCAGCUUCCUGUUGGUGAAAAACAAGGACGGACAGGAUGGGCUUUUUGUUGACCUCGGUGUGUACACCAAGAACAGAAACUUCCGUCUCUACAAGUCAUCUAAGGUGGGGAAGAAUGUAGCCUUCACUGUCGCAGAGGACAACAGGUUCAUCACCAAGCCUAAAAGGAACGUCUCUGCAGAGGAGAGCUUGUUCCAGUCCUCCUUAAUCAGCAACGUAAGUUUCACCAGUCAGAAGAUUCUGACAUGGGACCUCCAUGACGAGAGGGACGGGAUAUGCCCCAAGCCUCAUGCUCAGCUGGGUUCGACUUCACACUGUGUUUCAGACUCUUUGGGAGGCUACCAGUGUUCUCCCCACAAAGAAGUGGACAACUUUGUUCUUUCUGUGGUGAAAAAGGAUGGCAUCCAAGGAAGCAUACGACGGUGGAAUUACUUUGUUUCAGAGCAGUUACUUGUCUACGACAUCCUAAAGUACCGCUGGUGUCAGAAUGUUCACCGGUGCCACAAAAGCAACAACAUCAUGAUUCUGGUGGAUCUUAAACAGGAGGUCUGGUACCAGAAGUGUCAUGACCCUGCUUGCAAGAGCUUCAGAUCUUCUAGUUACCCAUUACCACAGGACAUCUGCGUCAGCUACCUCAUAACAAUGGAUGAGGAGGACCAGGCAUAUCUGAUGGACGACGUGGGGAACAUCGAGCUCAGCCAGACACUCCCAGUGGAGAAGUACCUGGGGGGCUCGGCAGCAACACUUCCCCAGGAAGAAGACCGCGAUCCCUGGGGGGAUGACCAGGCUUACCUGGAGGCCCUGGAGGAUGUUGAGAGAAGCACAGGCGAUUUGGCAGAGGAUGAUGUCCCAGAUGAGCUUCUGCUCCAAACCAUGGCAGAGUUUGAGUCCCUCAAAGAUUUGUGCUUGUCGGCCACUAAGUGCUAAGUGCAUUUUCCUUCAAUUCUGUUCAUGGAGAGACAGGGUGACCAGGCUUUUGCUCCAGCUCAGGGGGAACCCACCCCAUUCAACUAUUCAAGGGCUUGAUGCUGAGUUGAAUUAGGUGUGUUGGUGCUGGGCUGGAACAAAAGCCUGCCAGUCUACGGGAGCAGAAUGGAAGAAGACUGCAUUAGAGGGAGGUUAUACUUGUUCAACAGUUCAUUUCUCAUUUGUAAUACAGGCUCCUGAGUGACGCAGUGGUCUAAGGCACUGCAUCUUAGUGCUAGAGGAGUCACUACAGACCCUGAUUCGAUUCCAGGCUGCAUCACAACCGGCCGCACAAUUUGCCCAUUGUCGUCCGGGUUAGGGUUUGUCAGUCAUUGUAAAUAAGAAUUUGUUCUUAACUGACUUGCCUGGUUAAAUAAAGGCUAAAUAAAAACAUUGAAAUUCAGUACAAUCCUCAAUUUAAAUUACUGGCUGUUAAUGCACUUUAUAAAACAGAGGUUUUUCCCAAUUACCUAGGCCUAUAGCAGGGGUCUCCAACAGGUCGAUCGCAAGGUGCCGAUAGCUCGCAGCCCACCUAUGAGUAGCUCGCCAAACAAUUCUGAAAGUACAUGCAAUUUAUGUGUUCCACUGCAAACGGUCAUAAACAAAUCUCACAAGUAUCAGACACUGCAAGCUCUCAGCUACUAUCUAGUCAAUGCCGCAUUGACAUUAUCAAACCCCUGGUCAGCCACUAUUGGAUUAAAAACCCAAACCUAACACAAUAUCUGCCAUAUUAAUUUCCAGUAAUAUUGCAUUUGUCUAUUACUCUGUGUAGCCAGAAAUACUUUUCCAAAACCUUUAUUUGCAAACUUUGCCAUGAAAUGAGCAGCAGCAGUACACAUUCCACAUAGAUAUGCAAUUAAAGGGUAAUUACACAUGGAUUUUUUUGUUUCCUCCAGAUUCAAGCAUUGCCAUGGACUCAGAACAUCCAAUUAUGUUUCUAUAUGAACAAUUGUAUUUGAGUGAAAAUGUAGCUCUCAUGGUAGAAAAUGUUGGACGCGUAAUAGUGACAAUACCACAAAUGUCUGGGAAUAUGCCAUUAAAAAGAGCAUCGUCAGCUGUGUAGUGCGCUGCACAAUAAAGCACCUUGCAUUGAAUGUCGGCCCUACUGAUUCUGAUAGCGUAGAAUUGUAUAUAGGAUGUUUCUGAUAACUGAACAUUAACCAACUCCUUACCUGUUUUCUGGUCCUGGAUUAUUUUCUGGGUGAUAUGACUGCGAACCAUUUCUGCAAAUUGAGUCACCAAGCAUGGAAGGAAGCUAAAGUAAUUCCACUGCCUAAAAAUAGUAAAGCACACUUUGCUGGCUCUAACAGCCGUCCAAUCAGUUUGCAGCCUGUUCUUAGUAAACUGAUGGAGAAAGUUGUGUUUGACCAAAUACAUUUUACAUACGCUCUUAUCCAGAGUGAGUGGAUACAUUUAUUUGUACUGGUCACCCGUGCAAACCGUACCGACAAUCCAGGCGUUGCAAGUGCCAUGCUCUACCAACUGAGCCACACAAGGUAAUUCUUCAGGCACUCAACUAGAUGAGUUGGAGCUGUAUUGUUAGAUUUCAGUGUAGCCUUUGAUCUUAAAUUGUUAUUGAAGAGACUAACUUGCUAUGACUUUACGUAACCUGCAAUCACAUGGUUGGAUAGUUAUUUAGCCAAUAGAACCCAGUGUCAAAUGGACGUUUCUCUAACAUCAGAUAUGUAAAGUGCAGUGUCCCCCAGGGCAAUUGCCUUUGUUCGUUAGCCUCUAUUUUUACAAAUGAUUUGCCACAGGUCGUACACGAAACUAAAAUGACUAUGUAUGUGGAUGAUUCCACACUUAACAUGUCAGCACCCAAAAGCCAGUGAGCUCACUGAAAUUCUAAAUAAAGAUUUAGUAUCAGAAUGGGUGGUUAAUAAUAAAGUCUUAAAUACAUAAAACUAAAAGCAUUUUAUUUGCUUCAAAACAGUAAGACCUAAACCUCAACUGGAGUUGUGCAUAAAGGGUGUGACCACUGAGUAGGUUGAGGAAGCAAACUCCUAGGUAUAACAUUGGAUGGUCAAUUAUCAAGUCAUGAAGAUGGGGAAAUGGUGUAUACAACAAUCAACUGUACAAGUUGUUAAGGCUUGUCCCACCUUGAUUACUGUCCAUCCGGUAAUAUGGUAGUGUGGCAAAGACCUAGCAAAGCUGCAGUUGGCUCAAAACACAGCAGCCCAUACAUAAGAUGCACACCAGUCUAACCUGGGUGAGGGUUCAUGAUAGAUGAACUGCUUCUCUUCUAGUUUGAGAAAUAUUACUGCAAAUGAAAAUUCCAGGAUUGUAUGCAUUAUCAAAUAGCAUUUAGCUUAGACACCUAUACAUAUCCCACAAGACAUGCCACCAGGGGUCUCUUCACAGUCCCGAAGUCCAAAACGAAUUCACAGCAACGCACAUUAUACAGAGCCAUGAAUGUAUGGAACUCCUAGUUACAAUUACUUAAGCAAAUAUCAAAAUUACAUUUUGGAAACAGAUUAAACAUCUCAUGGAGCAGAGGGAACUAUGAGGCAACAACAUUUUUUUAGAUGCAUUGUUCGUAUAUUGUAUUUUUUUAUUUUGUGACUGUCCUUGUCUAUCAGUGUUUAUUGUGGACCCCAGGAAGAGUAGCAGAUGCUUCUGAAAACGCUAAUGGGAAUCUAAAUAAACAAAUAAUUAAUAAAG